Bombyx mori (domestic silkworm) is the source of this 927-nucleotide messenger RNA. RefSeq lists its product as hypothetical. The coding region runs from base 45 to 851 and encodes 268 amino acids. The transcript is spliced from 2 exons. Lineage: Eukaryota; Metazoa; Arthropoda; Insecta; Lepidoptera; Bombycidae. The record is from RefSeq and is marked provisional.
AUCAUUCAGUCUUCGGCAGAUUGAGAGACACACAAACAACUACAAUGUUCAAGCUGAUUCUUGUUACCCUCGCCACUGUGGCGCUUGCCUCUGGCAAACCCAGCUUUGGAUACGCUCCUCUAGCCUACAGUGCUCCUAUCGCCGCCACCUACUCAUACAGCGCCCCAGCCUUCUCUAGCGCAGCUAUUGCUGCCCCCGCUGUUGCUGCACCCGCUCUCACCUCCGUUGCUGCUCCUGCUGUUGCGCACCAAAUCCACACACCAGCCGUCCAUGUACCAGCCGUCCACGCACCAGCCGUCCCCGCACCAGCCGUCCACGCACCAGCCGUCUCCGCUCCAGUUGUUGCUGCUCCCGCCGUCACCGCUCCCGUCGUCGCCGCUCCAGCGUACACUGCCACGGCCUACACCGCCCCAGCCUACACCGCCCCAGCCUACACGGCCCCAGCCUACACUGCCCCAGCCUACACCGCCCCAGCUUACACCGCCCGAACUUACGCAGCCCCAGUAUACACCGCCCCAGCAUAUACUGCCCCGGUUUACGCUGCCCGUACAUACGCCGCCCCAACUUACGCUGCCGCAUAUACCGCCCCAGCGUACACUGCUCCAGCCGUGACCACCGCUGCCCUUGCUGCUCCAGUAUACACUGCUCCAGCCGUGACUACCGCCGCCGUGGCCGCCCCAGCAUAUACUACCCCUCUUGCCUACUCAACUUACGGAGCUUCAGCUGCCUACCCCGUGUCGUCCUACGGAGCCUACUCGUACCCUAGCUACUACUCCAACUACGCUGCGUACUCUCCCCUGACCUACAGCAGCUACUGGAGCCCCGCUUCCCUCUACUACAAGAAGAAGUGAACAGUUUAAGCUGUUGUCUCUCAAAUAGUCAUGAUGAUUGAUGUGAUAGUAUGGAAAUAAAAAAAAACUUAGCAUA